AUGUUGGUGGCUUCAUGGUCUAUGACUAUGAGCUGGUUUCAUGAUCCAAAAGGAAACAAUACCAAACAAAGAUUAUUGAGACAAACAAGAAAAGAGAAAGAAAAAAGAAAUUGUACAGAUAUGCAGAGGGUGAAUAAUUAUGAUCAGAAAACAAAAAAGCUGGUGCAGUGUCGGAGAACCAUUCAUGCAUUGAAAGCAAAAAAACAAAUGCGAAAACACGCGAAACAAUCACUUUGGCUCAAAGCAUACAAUAAUGGGAAGGAAAUGUUACACGAAAGCUUUUCUGAUUUGGUCAUAGUCGCUUUCAUUACUCAAAGGAUGCCAUUUUUCAUGGGGCAAUAUUGCAUAGCAGAUUGA
Molecule: messenger RNA, 357 nt
Organism: Sphenostylis stenocarpa
Lineage: Eukaryota; Viridiplantae; Streptophyta; Magnoliopsida; Fabales; Fabaceae
Source: the annotation of a GenBank genome assembly